AGCGGGGAGAGGCGGUGUUUCAGAGAAGGCGGUGGUGCUCUUGUAAUUGGAAAAGCUCCGCGAUGUGACAAGACGCUUUGGCGAACACCGCAGAGAUUGAGUGCGUGAGAGGGAUUUGAGUGGGUGCAACCGAGCUAGAGAAUCUUCCGUUUACUGUCUUUCUUUCUGCCACACGUACCUUCGCGGUCAAUCGCAUCACAUCUUCUCUUCGUUUAGGCUACUCUCUCUACCCAUUCGGCGUAUUUCACUCGGAUAACUUCUCUCUAAAGGAAAAUACUGUUUAUGGUUUUGACCGAAGAUUUCAAGAUGUCUCGCACCGACGAGGUUCACCGCAUAACGGAGAAUGUCUACAAGUCCAUCAUGGAACAGUUCAACCCCUGCUUGCGGAACUUCGUUGCCAUGGGGAAAAGCUAUGAGAAGGCCCUAUCCAAUGUGACGUUUGCUGCUAAGGGCUACUUUGAUGCCCUGGUGAGGAUGGGAGAGCUCGCCAGUGAGAGCCAGGGGUCCAAGGACAUGGGGGACGUGCUGUUUCAGAUGGCGGAGGUCCACAGACAGAUCCAAGUACAGCUAGAGGAGAUGCUGAAGUCUUUCCACAACGAGCUGCUGUCUGAGCUGGAGAAGAAGGUUGAGCUGGACGCUCGUUACCUGACGGCUGCGUUGAAGAAGUACCAAGUAGAGCACAAGAGUAAGGGAGAGAGUCUGGAGAAGUGUCAGGCUGAACUGAAGAAACUCCGCAGGAAGAGCCAAGGCAGCAAGAACCCCUCCAAGUACGGAGAGAAGGAGAUGCAGUUUGUGGAGACCAUCAGUAGUAAGCAGAGUGAACUGGACACCUUCAUAGCAGAGGGCUACAAGACUGCUCUGUCUGAGGAGCGCAGGAGGUACUGUUUCCUGGUGGACAGACAGUGUGCUGUAGCCAAGAACAGCAGCGCCUACCACGGCAAGGGUAAAGACCUGCUGACCCAGAAGAUCCCAGUAUGGCAGCAGGCUUGUUCAGACCCCAACAAGCUACCAGAGCGGGCCAUGCUCCUAGCCCAGCAGAUGGGCUCCGGGUCCAGCACGGGCACCGCUUCCCUGACCAUGGGCGGCUCCAGCCCCCUGAACACCUCCAAGUCUAACCUGUCCAACCUGGUCAUCUCUGACCCCAUCCCCGGGGCUCAGCCACUCCCUGUCCCCCCAGAACUGGCCGUCUUCAUGGGUGGUGGGCUGGGGCACCAGGCGAGGCUGAUGGGUUCAGAUGGGAUGUCCAUGGUGAACGGUACGACAGGACUCCACGGAGAGGAAGAGUACUGGACAGAGGGGGGUGGGUCAGUCUCCCAGCUCCAAGGAAGACCCUCCUCCCCCCAGGCCCCUUCCCUACCCCAGGGACAGGCCCCCACCCAGAGACAGGUCAGUGAGCACUACUCCAAUACCCUGCCCGUCCGCAGGCCCCAGCCUGCCAAGAACAAGACCUCUGUUGGUGAGACCCGUACCCUGCCCAGGUCUAGCUCCAUGGCAGCGGGGCUGGAGAAGAACGGUCGUGCCCGUGUCCAGGCCAUCUUCUCCCACGCGGCCGGAGACAACGGCACCCUGCUCAGCUUCUCUGAGGGAGACGUCAUCACCCUGCUGGUCCCAGAGGCCCGUGACGGAUGGCACUAUGGGGAGAACGAGAAGAACAAGAUGCGUGGCUGGUUCCCCUUCUCUUACACACGUGUGCUGCCAGAGAGUGAGAAGGAGAAGCUCCAGGUGAAUCUGCACCAUGGGAAGAGCAGCAGCACCGGGAACCUGCUAGAGAGCGACAUGUCUCUGCCCAUGCCCGACUACGGCCUGACUGCCCGCCUGCUGGCACAGAGCCUGGCACAGAGCAGACCCAGGCCCUACAGCAUGGCAGGCUUUACCACACAGCCUGCUCUUGAGGACUAUGACAGUCGCUUUGCUGCUGCAAGUUUGGGUCCAGAAAUGUCCCGGUUCUGAAAGAACAGGACGUCAUGACCGAGCCCUGGAGAUUUACUUCAGACAACCCAUCAAUGAUGACAGAUCAGCCCCUAUAUUCUACUAGCAGGGGCCCUCACAGCACCCCUGUGGGUCCAUGGCCUCUCAACCUCCCCUUAACACCUCUCUAGGCCCCUGGCCCCUCAUCCUCCCCUUAACACCCCUGUGGGUCCCUGGCCUCUCACAGCACCUCUGUGGGUCCCUGGCCUCUCACCCUCCCCUCACAGCACCCCUGUGGGUCCCUGGCCUCUCACCCUCCCCUCACAGCACCCCUGUGGGUCCCUAGCCUCUUACCCUCCCCUCACAGCACCCCUGUAGGUCCCUGGCCUCUCACCCCUCACAGCAUCCCUGUGGGUCCCUGGCCUCUCACAGCACCCCUGUAGGCCCCUGGCCUCUCACCCUCCCCUCACAGCACCCCUGUGGAUCCCUGGCCUCUCACAGCACUCCUGUAGGCCCCUGGCCUCUCACCCUCCCCUCACAGCACCCCUGUAGGCCCCUGGGGCUCCCUGGCCUCCGAUCCUCCUCUCACAACACCCUUGUAGGCCCCUGGGGGUCCCUGGCUGCUCAUCCUUCCCAUAACCACCCUGUAGGGCCCUGGGGGUCCUUGGCCCCACCACCUCCCCCUAACCAGCUUGUGUGUCCCUGGCCCCUCGCUCUCCCCUUAAGACCCCUGUAGGUCUCUGGCCUCUCUAGCUGUCACAAUACUGAUAAUGAUGAACAUAUAUUUUUCAUUUCUAUUUUCCUGUAACUUUAAAUAAUGUACAGCAAACUGUCUAAGAGGUUGAAGGUAAAUACUGAGAGGGAGGACAACGUGUGGUAUCUAUAUUGGUUAUAUUACAGUAAAUUGAUAGUUACACUGGAUGUAGAUGUACAGUAUAACAUAAGUACAUUUGUAAAUACUUUUUCAUUUAAAACUAUUACUUGAUAUUUUAAACCAAGUAUGCCUAACGCUCUUCCUGAAGAUCUACCAUCCUGUAGGUUUUCAAUCCAACCGUAAUCAAACACACCUGAUUUCACUAGUUAAGGUCUGGGUGACCUGCUAAUAAUUAGAAUCAGGUGAGUGAGUGAAAAAGUACAGGACGGUAGGUCUUCAGGAAGAGGGUUGGGCAGCCCUGCAGCAGGCCUACAUGCUGGCCUAGAACUGCUGUCAACUAGGAUGGGCGUUAGGAAGGCUCCACCACUACACUUACGCUGCCUUGCAAAAGUGUUCACACCCCUCGGGUUUCCUCACAUUUUGUUGGUACAAAGUGGGAUUAAAAAUAAAUAAAUAAAACAUUUUGUCAAUCUACACAAAAUACUCAAGUCAAAGUGUUUUAUUGAUUUAAUAUGAAUAGAGAUUACAUAACAAAAAUAUAGUCGUUACAUAAGUAUUGAGCCCCCUAAGUCAAUACAUUUGACUUAGGGGGCGAUUACAGCUGUGUCUUCCUGGGUAAGUCUUUUAAAGCUUUACACACCUGGAUUGUACAAUAAUAGCCCAUUUAUUAUUUUUAAAGUUCUUCAAGCUCUGUCAAGAAGUCUCGCUAUUGAUUUAAGCAGAUUUAUGUCAAACUGUAACUUGGCCACUCAGGAACCUUCACUGUCUUCUUGGUAAAAUAUUCCUGUGUAGAUUUGGCCUUGUGUUGUAGGUUAUUGUCCUGCUGAAAAGUGAAUUCCUCUCCCAGUGACUGGUGUGAAGCAGACUGAAGCCUCAAGGAUUUUUGCAUUUGCUUAGCUUCAUCCCGUUAAACUCCCCAGUAUUUGCCGAUGUCAAGCAUACUCAUACCGUGAUGCAGCCACCACCAUGCUUAAAAAUAAGGAGGCAGUUAGUUACUCAGUGUUGUUGGAUUUGCCCCAAAUGUAAGGCUUUGCAGUGUUUUUUUUUAAGUAUUAAUUUUGUGCCUUGUUGCAUACAACAUGCACGUUUUGGAAUAUUUUUAUUCUGUAUAUUUGUAUUGUUCUUUUCAAUCUGCCAUUGUAAGUCAUUAUUGUGGAGUCUCUACAAUGUUGUUGGGCCAACCUCAGUUUUCUCCCAUCACAGCUUUUUUUAAAUCACCAUGGUGACAUCCCUGAGGUGUUUCAAUCCUGCUGCUCAGUUCAAAAGGAGGACUGCAUCUUUUAUGUGUCUGGGUGGUUAAAUACACCAUCCACAUAAUAAUAAUUUACUUCACCAUGCUUAAAUAUAUAUUCAAUGUCUGAUUUGUUAUUGUUACCCAUCUACCAAUCACUGGCCUUCUGUAUAAGGCUUUAGAAAGGUCCCUGGUCUUUGUAAUUUAAUCUGUGCUUGAAAUUCAAUACUUGACUGAAGGCAGAUGGUGUAUGUGUGGGGGACGGAGGAAGGGUUAGUCACUAAAAUAUCAUGUCAACCCCUAUUACACACAGUGAGUCCAUAUAACUUCAAAUGAUAUUAGUCACAUGCGCCGAAUACAACAGGUGUAGACCUUACAGUGAAAUGCUUACUUACGAGCCCCUAACCGACAAUGCAGGAAAAAAAAUAUGGAUAAGAAUAAGAGAGAAAUGUAACAAGUAAUUAAAGAGGAGCAGUAAAAAAUAACAUGUACAGUGGGGUGCCGGUACAGAGUCAAUGUGCGGGGGCACCGGUUAGUUGAGGUAGUAUGUACAUGUAGGUAGAGUUAAUUAAAGUGACUAUGCAUAGAUGACAACAUAGAGUGGCAGUGGUGUGGAGAGGGGGGGGGGGUGAAAUGUGAAUAGUCUGGGUAGCCAUUUGACUAGAUAUUCAGGAGUCUUAUGGCUUGGGGGUAGAAGCUGUUUAGAAGCCUCUUGGACCUAGACUUGGCGCUCCGGUACUGCUUGCCGUGUGGUAGCAGAGAGAACAGGCUAUGACUAGGGUGGCUGGAGUAUUUGACCAUUUUCAGGGCCUUCCUCUGACACUGCCUGGUCCUGAGGUCCUGGAUGGCAGGAAGCUUGGCCACAGCGAUGUACGGGGCCAUUCGCACUACCCUCUGUAGUGCCUUGCGGUCGGAGGCCGAGCAAUUGCCAUACCAGGCAGUGAUGCAACCAGCUAGGAUGCUCUCGAUGGUACAGCUGUAGAACCUAUUGAGGAUCUGAGGACCCAUGCCAAAUAUUUUCAGUCUCCUGAGGGGGAAUAGGUUUUGUCGUGCAUGCUUCACGACUGUCAUGGUGUGUUUGGCCAUGUUAGUUUGUUGGUGAUGUGGACACCAAGGAACUUGAAGCGCUCAACCUGCUCCGCUACAGCCCCGUCAAUGAGAAUGGGGGCGUGCUCGGUCCUCUUUUUCCUGUAGUCCACAAUCAUCUCCAUUGUCUUGAUCACGUUGAGGGAGAGGUUGUUGUCCUGGCACCACACGGCCAGGUCUCUGACCUCCUCCCUAUAGGCUCGUCUCAUUGUCGGUGAUCAGGCCGAGCACUGUUGUCAUCGGAAAAAUUAAUGAUGGUGUUGGAGUCGUGCCUGGCCGUGCAGUCAUGAGUGAACAGGGAGUACAGGAGAGGACUGAGCACGCAACCCUGAGUGGCCCCUGUGUUGAGGAUCAGCAUGGCGGAUUUGUUGUUACCUACCUUCACCACCUGGGGGCGGCCCGUCAGGAAGUCCAGGAUGCAGUUGCAGAGGGAGGUGUUUAGUCCAAGGGUCCUUAGCUUAGUGAUGAGCUUUGAUGGCACUAUGGUGUUGAACACUGAGCUGUAGUCAAUUAAUAGCAUUCUCACAUGGGUGUUCCUUCUGUCCAGGUGGGAAAAGGCAGUGUGGAGUGCAAAGGAGACUGCAGCAUCUGUGGAUUUUUUGGGGCGGUAUGCAAAUUGGAGUGAGUCUAGGGUUUCUGGGAUGAUGGUGUUGAUGUGAGCCAUGACCAGCCUUUCAAAGCACUUCAUGGCUACAGACUCGAAUGCUAUGGGUCGGUAGUCAUUUAGGCAGGUUACUUUCGUGUUCUUGGGCACAGGCACUAUGAUGGUCUGCUGAAAACAUGUUGGUCUUACAGACACGGACAGGGAGGGGUUGAUAAUGUCAGUGAAGACACUUGCCAGUUGGUCAGCGCAUGUUCGCAGUACACGUCCUGGUAAUCCGUCUGGCCCUGCGGCCUUGUGAAUGUUGACCUGUCUAAAGGUCUUACUCACAUUGGCUGCGGAGAGCGUGAUCACACAGUCUUCCGGUACAGCUGGUGCUCUCAUGCAUGUUUCAGUGUUAUUUGCCUCGAAGCGAGCAUAGAAGUAGUUUAGCUCAUCCGGUAGGCUCGUGUCACUGGGCAGCUCUGGGCUGUGCUUCCAUUUGUAGUCUGUAAUGGUUUGCAGGCCCUGCCACAUCCAACGAGCAUCAGAGCCGGUGUAGUACAACUCGAUCGUUGUCCUGUAUUGACGUCUCGUCGGAGGGCAUAGCAGGAUUUCUUAUAAGCUUCUGGGUUAGAGUCCCGCUUCUUGAAGGCGGCAGCUCUAGCCUUUAGCUCAGAGCGGAUGCUGCCGGUAAUCCAUGGUUUCUGGUUGGGGUAUGUACGUAUGGUCACUGUGGGGAUGACGUCAUCGAUGCACUUAUUGAUGAAGCCAAUGACAGAUGUGGUGUUCUCAUCAAUGCUAUUGGAGGAAUCCCGGAACAUAUUCCAGUCUGUGCUAGAUAAACAGUCCUGUAGCUCAGCAUCUGAUACAUCUGACCACUUUUUUAUUGAUCUAGUCACUGGUGCUUCCUGCUUUAAUUUUUGCUUAUAAGCAGGAAUCAGGAGGAUAGAAUUAUCCCCAGAUCUGCCAAAUAGAGGGCGAGGGAGGGCUUUAUAUGCAUCUCUAUGUGUGGAGUAUAGGUGGUCCAGAGUUCUUUUCCCUCUGGUUGCACAUUUAACAUCUUGAUAGAAAUUAGAUAAAACGGAUUUAAGUUUCCAUGCAUUAAAGUCCCCGGCUACUAGGAGCGCCACCUCUGGGUGAGCGUUUUCUUGUUUGCUUAUGGCGGAAUAUCGCUCAUUCAAUGCUAUCGUGGUGGUAUGUAAACAGCUACAAACAAUAUGGAUGAAAACUCUCUCGGUAGGUAAUGUGGUCUGCAGUUCAUCAUGAGUAACUACCUCAGACAAGCAAUGGCUCGAAACUUCCUUAGAUAUCGUGGACCAGCUGUUGUUUACAAAAAUACAUAGACCGCCACUCCUUCUCUUACCGUGCCAUGACUCCGUGAAGCAUAUGAUGCUACAGUUUUUAAUGUCCCGUUGGUAGUUUAAUCUUCCCAAUAACUCAUCCAUUUUAUUGUCCAAAGAUUGCAUGUUUGCGAGCAGAAUUGCGGGGAGUGGGGGUUUAUUCGAUCGCCGCCUACUCCUCAGAAGGCAGUCCGCCCUCCGGCCUCUAUCUCCACCUCCUCUUCACGCAGAUCACUGGGUUUCGGGCCUGUUCCCGAGGGAGCCGUAUAUCCUCCGCAUCGGGCUCGUCAGAGUUGUGAAAGAAGAAAAAGGAUUCUGCUAGUCCGUGGUGAGUAAUCUCAGUCCUGAUGUCUAGAAGUCAUUUUCGGUCAUAAGAGACGGUAACAUUAUGUACAAAAAUAGUAAAACAAUAAGUUACAAACAAUGCAGAUAAAACACAAAAACCCAAUCGGUUCGGGGACGUAAAACGUCUGACUUCUGCUCCGGCGCCAACUUUUGUUAUUUGUUAAGCCAAACUAAUUUAGGCUUGCCUGAACAAAGGGGAUAUAUUUUAGUUAUCUAUUUUUAUCAAUCUUCAAAAAAUAUAUAAAAAAAUCUUCCACUUUGACUUUGGUGUAUUUUGAGUAGAUCGUUGACCAAAAAAAUACAAUUAGAUCAAUUUUAAUCCCACUUUGUAACACAAUAAAAUGUGAAGAAAUCCAAGGGGUAUGAAUACUUUUGCAAGGCACUGUAGAUAGUUAAUGUCUUCUUGCAGUUAAAAAGGUGUCAAAGUUUGUUAGACCAAUCCAUUUGUUUUAAUUUGUACAAAUCAUGUUUUUCCAUAAUAGACCUCAGUAUUCUUUGAUACAACACUGUACAUUUGACAUUGAACAUCCUAUAGAUAGACUACUAACUUAAAGUAUGAGCAUAGUAGAGCAUUGAAGGCUUGCAGAAACCCGGUGAGAUACGCAUAUCACAAAAACUCUUCCUUGUUCAGUCCAUACCGAUCUUCUUUGCAGUGGAAUGAGGUACCUUACAGCAAUGUGUCCUCAAGCUAAGGCAGGGGUCGUUUAGCAGCUCAUGGAAAUGGAUAGUGAUGUACAAUGAAUGUGAUCAAACAUAACUGCAAACAUUAGCUAAUGCUUCUGUACAGGCCAUAGACCAUCAUAAAUAACACACCAUAUUGUCUAGUCGUGAUACAGUAUGCCCAGUAACAUGGGAACUGUGCCUUCUGUCUGUCUGUCGUUUCCUAUGCAACUUCAGGUUAAAUCAUCAUCCUAAAACACGGCUAUAAGCAAAGGGUACAUGGAACACUUUUAUCUGGAUAUUGUUUGUUAUAUUGUUCUUCAGAAUGUCACAAAUGUUAUUUUCUUUGAUUUAGAUUUUUCUAAAAUGUUUGAUCAGCUAAAUAAUUCUACUGUAAAAACAAAAUGUUUUUGUUGCUUGAAUAUGUUAAACUACUACUGUACUACUACAUACUCUAAUGGUAGAAUACAAAUAGAGAAAUGCUAUGAAUUCCCUUCUACAUGUUCUUCUUUUUAAAGUGAGUAUUAUAACUUUAUAAUAAGAUGUUAGCUAGCUACAGCAGAAAUAAUAGCUGAUAUGAUUUGACGUUCAGAUUUAGUUUCCCACCUCAGAAUAACAAAUUGAAUGUUAUUGUCAUAGUGUGAUCAUGCUGACUCAGUAUUAUACACUGUAGGCCUAUCUGAAAUCACACCCUCUUCCCUUUAGUGCACUACUAUUGGUCAGAGCCAAUCUGGGCACUAUGUAGGUAAUUGGAUGCCAUUUUGGACACUUAUGGAUUGUCUUCAAUAGGGGUCAGAGAAUGGACAGUGGUCCCGCUGGUUAGUGUGGAGGUAUGAGAGAAACUGAAAUGAGUGUAUGAAUCGGAGUCUCAAUAGAUACCACUGGUUGGAUCCAACUUUAGACCACUGUUUGAGAACAGGUGAACCACUGGCUAGGCACACCAGAAUGGUUUCAAAUACAUUUUAUACGCUUUUAUAAUAUUUUCUCACUCUGUUCCUGUAUCUGUAUUAUCUGUAUUAUCUGUACAAAAAUGACCUUUGUACACAUUCAUGACCUUGUAUGAAAUAAAACAAUUGGACACAAGAAA
Molecule: messenger RNA, 9114 nt
Organism: Salvelinus fontinalis (brook trout)
Lineage: Eukaryota; Metazoa; Chordata; Actinopteri; Salmoniformes; Salmonidae
Product: brain-specific angiogenesis inhibitor 1-associated protein 2-like
Exons: 16
Coding region: 283-1950 (555 amino acids)
Biological process (GO): positive regulation of actin filament polymerization; plasma membrane organization; actin filament bundle assembly
Cellular component (GO): nucleoplasm; cytosol
Molecular function (GO): cytoskeletal adaptor activity; protein binding
Source: RefSeq, a predicted model, not a curated record